GAUGGCAAGUGUAUUGGCCCGCGUCCAGAGGGCGUGUCGUGUUCCUGUGCCAUGCUCCAUCUCUCGAGCAGCGUAUGUAAGACGGAGAAUACAUCAGACACCCAUUGCUCUCGCAAGGAAGCAGAAGACCGUGGUCGCCGAAGAGGAUGACAUCUUUGCCUCUGCAGACGCGGGAGAGGAUUUGUUUGGCUCCAUCGAAACAGCACAGGAAGCUGAUGCCAUAUCAAGCCCGUCCAUAGGCGAUGUCAAGUCAUCUCGCAAGCUGAGCACGAAGGAUCGGCUGAAGAGAUUCGAUGACUUGCGCAAGUUCGUCGCGGACAGGAUUGGCAGAAAACCUGUGGAGAAACUUCCUCCCGUUCGCAACACGGCAUGGCAGCAUCUGUUCAUGCUGGCCACAACCAAGGAACAGAUGGAAGAGGUGGUGAAGCUGUUCCCUCUCUGGCGAGAUUCGAAGAGAGUUUUCGACGAGCAGGCCGCGAAAGUCUUCGUUCGCCGUUGCGAGCAGCUGCACUGUCCGACGCUCGCGUUGAAUGUCUUUAGCGACCACUCAAAAUACGGAUUCGACCUUCCUUCGCUCCCGGUAGCGCGCAACCUCCUCUAUGCACUUCACGACGAACAUCCCUUACAAGAAACCAUCACACUGUCUGCGCUCUUCGGCGUCUACAAGCUCCAGCCUAUAUCGUCGGAUCUGGUGUCUUGCGCAAUGCUCACCUUGGCAUGCUUCAAGCACGCAUCGCCGGAGUCGCUGGUGAUCGCACGUGAGAUGGUCCCCCAUUUGCAGGCGCUGUUGGCAAACACCGAUCCGCGUUCUCAGGCGCUACCGCCGGUGCGUGUCACAGACGAAGACAGGGAGAAGGCAUGGUUGGCUGUGACAUUGGCGAAGAUCGAGGAGGAGCUGCAAAAACAUGGGAUCGAGUAUAGGUGGUUGCGGCGGUGGCGGGAGGAUAGUGGCCAUGCUCAGGUCUCUGCAUAACAUUCGCUAUUUGCUGUGGUAGUUCAUGUUAUGCUGGUUCAGCCCGCUCAUGCGCCCACCAAUUUGAUGCAUUCUGAUAGCACAUGCACCAAUGUACUGAAAGCACUGGCCGGACGAGCUGACAUGUAAAGCAUAAAAGAAUCACUGCCAGCACGCCGCAGAUAAAUAAGUCAACCAAACAGACGGAAACCGAGAACGUGCAAUGAAUGCUAGUGUACAAAUGUGAAAUGCUAAUAUUGCUGCUCCCAUGUGGCGGGUUGUCCCCAGUGACUGUCGAACCAGGUUUUGAGAACGUCUGUGACCUGGUUGUUCCAGCUCUCUUUCAUGACAUCGUCAUUCAGACAAAGCAGAGCGACAUUUGGGUUACGCUCAAUUCUUCUCAGCAUAGAGGAUACCUGUCCGGGACUUGUAAGCCGUUCAAAGGCUGACGGUGUGUCU
Laetiporus sulphureus 93-53 is the source of this 1411-nucleotide messenger RNA. RefSeq lists its product as uncharacterized. The record is from RefSeq and is a predicted model, not a curated record. The annotation marks the transcript as partial. Lineage: Eukaryota; Fungi; Basidiomycota; Agaricomycetes; Polyporales; Laetiporaceae. The transcript is spliced from 3 exons.